This is a messenger RNA of Rana temporaria (common frog), 2848 nucleotides long. It is a transcript of the gene HGH1, whose product is annotated as HGH1 homolog. The transcript is spliced from 6 exons. Bases 83 to 1144 code for a protein of 353 amino acids. NCBI's taxonomy places the organism in Eukaryota, Metazoa, Chordata, Amphibia, Anura, Ranidae. The record is from RefSeq and is a predicted model, not a curated record.
AGUGUGAUCUCCCCUCCCCCUGUGUGUAUUCUGAUCUCCCCUCCCCCUGUGUGUAGUGUGAUCUCCCCUCCCCCUGUAGGUAAUGGAUUUGGGGGCGGAGCUCCUGGGGUUGCUGGGGGCGGGGACUCGGUUGGAUGUGAAGAUGGGGGCGGUACAAUGUGUGUUGGGGGUGAGCGGGACCCCCGAGGGGAGGCGGAGCCUGUGUCAGUUCCCAGGAUUGGUGGCGGCCAUCUUUGAUCUGACCUCUGACCCUCCGGUGACCCGGGACUCCUACCACAUCCUGGUCAACCUGACCUCUGACCCCGCCUCUCACCGCCCCCUGCUGGACGUCCCCGCCCUUCUCCCCACCCUGAUUGGUCGUCUCUUCCAACCGAAAUACGAAUACACCGACUCCGUCUGCUCCGCCCUCUGUAACCUGAGCCGGGAGGAGGAGCCAUGCCGCGCCAUCCUGACCGCCCUUCCCCCCACAGGACUGGCACAGAUUGUGGAGAUGAUCUGUGGCCCCCAGCACACCAACCUACAGUACCUGGGGCCCCUCCUCUGCAACCUCACCCAGCUGACCGAGGGGCGGGACUUCCUACUGGACAGGAGCAGGUGCGCCCUCCAGAGGCUCCUCCCCCAUGCUCACACUCCAGGUUCCGGGAUCCGCAGAGGAGGAAUUGUGGGAACGUUGAGAAAUUGCUGCUUCAAUCACAGAGAUCACAGCUGGCUGUUGGGGGAGGAGGUGGAUUUGUUGCCCUUCCUGUUGCUGCCAUUGGCUGGUGGAGAAGAAUAUACAGAGGAGGAGAUGGAAACACUCCCCUCGGAUCUCCAGUAUCUCCCGGAGGAGAAGCAGAGGGAGCCGGACCCCGAUAUACGCCGGAUGCUUAUCGAGUGCCUGCAGCUGCUCUGCGCAACCCGGGAAGGACGCGGCACCCUGAGAGAACGAGGAACCUACCUGAUCCUUCGAUCGCUGGACUGCUGGGAGACGGAACCCGCCCUGAGGAGGACCUGCGAGAAAGUCAUCCAGGUUCUGAUUGGUGACGAGCCGGAAGCCGGACUGGAGAAUCUUCUGGAAGUGUCGGUCCCCCCCGAGGUUCAGGAAAAACUUAAUCGUCUGGAUGAAGAGGAGGAGAGAGAACUCCAGCAAGAGACCGCCAUGUGACCUGACCUGGGAGGAGUCCCACAAUGUGGGAGGAGACUGCUUCCCGCCUCUGGAGAGUGGGAGGAGACUGUUUGCUUCCCGCCUCUACACAUUCUCCACGAACUCUGUAGACCAGAAAUUUCCUGAUGGAUGAAGAGAGAAGUCUCGGCUCUGUGUGCCGGGAGGACGAUAGUUCUUCAUUAUUCACCAUCUCUGGGAGAUCAUACUGGUUUGGCCCUCACCCUCCUAUGGGGGGCCCCCUAGCUCGGCCCUCGUUCUCCGGCAGUGACCUGAAGUCACAUUUGUGGUCACAUGUAUCCAUGUUGGUGGUAAUGUUGGCUCUUGGAGACAAUAUGGACACGUUGGUGAGAUCUCUGGUAGGGUUGAGCUCGGGGUCAGUUGGUAGUGAUGUCGGCUCUUGGAGACAAUCUGGACACUUUGGUGAGAUCUCCGAUAGGGUGGAGCUCAGAGUCAGUUGGUGGGAAUGUCGGCUCUUGGAGACAAUCUGGACACGUUGGUGAGAUCUCUGGUAGGGUGGAGCUCAGGGUCAGUUGGUGGGAAUGUCGGCUCUUGGAGACAAUCUGGACACAUUGGUGAGAUCUCCGGUAGGGUGGAGCUCAGGGUCAGUUGGUGGGAAUGUCGGCCCUUGGAGACAAUCUGGACACUUUGGUGAGAUCUCCGGUAGGGUGGAGCUCGGGGUCAGUUGGUGGUAAUGUCGGCUCUUGGAGACAAUCUGGACACGUUGGUGAGAUCUCUGGUAGGGUGGAGCUCAGGGUCAGUUGGUGGUAAUGUCAGCUCUUGGGGACAAUCUGGACACGUUGGUGAGAUCUCCGGUAGGGUGGAGCUCAGGGUCAGUUGGUGGGAAUGUUGGCUCUUGGAGACAAUAUGGACACGUUGGUGAGAUCUCCGGUAGGGUGGAGCUCAGGGUCAGUUGGUGGGAAUGUUGGCUCUUGGAGACAAUAUGGACACGUUGGUGAGAUCUCCGGUAGGGUGGAGCUCGGGGUCAGUUGGUGGUAAUGUCGGCCCUUGGAGACAAUCUGGACAUGUUGGUGAGAUCUCCGGUAGGGUGGAGCUCAGGGUCAGUUGGUAGUAAUGUCGGCUCUUGGAGACAAUCUGGACAUAGUGAGAUCUCUGGUAGGGUGGAGCUCAGGGUCAGUUGGUGGUAAUCUCGGCUCUUGGAGACAAUCUGGACAUAGUGAGAUCUCCGGUAGGGUGGAGCUCAGGGUCAGUUGGUGGGAAUGGCGGCUCUUGGAGACAAUCUGGACACAUUGGUGAGAUCUCUGGUAGGGUGGAGCUCGGGGUCAGUUGGUGGGAAUGUUGGCUCUUGGAGACAAUCUGGACAUGUUGGUGAGAUCUCUGGUAGGGUGGAGCUCAAGGUCAGUUGGUGGGAAUGUCGGCUCCAUUGUUCAGAAGACACAAGAAGGUCCUCUGCAGAGCUUCUCAUACCCGUCCUCCGGUUUCUCUGCAUCAUGUGUUGUGUGAGGUCAUCCUUGGGUAAGUCGCUGCCGGGAAAGUCUGGGGGCCGAGGGCCAUCAUCCAGAAGAGAUAUGACUGGCUGUGAGGGAGACCACGCCCACCCUCACGUCCCUGUGAGAUCACACCCACCAUGUUGCCCCUGUUGGUGGAGGAUGGUGGCAGUGGAUGAAGACUAGAGGCGGGGCUUUUUGUCUGUUGGCCAAUAAUAAAUAAUUUUCAUUAAAAAAAUAAAAUGUUUUAAAACCUGAA